Messenger RNA from Saccostrea cuccullata (small rock oyster), 1664 nucleotides. RefSeq lists its product as uncharacterized. The record is from RefSeq and is a predicted model, not a curated record. The coding region runs from base 217 to 1623 and encodes 468 amino acids. The transcript is spliced from 3 exons. Lineage: Eukaryota; Metazoa; Mollusca; Bivalvia; Ostreida; Ostreidae.
AUUACGACACCUUGAUCGUAUUCUUUAGAAGUUCUGGCCUGGGAUUAAGGUAGGAAGGCGAUAUUAAGACGAUUUCAUCCAAUUGCCUCCCUACGAUUCCAUGAUUUUUGCCUUUAUUUGUUCUGCUGUUGAAGACGGUCGAUCCUGAUCAUAAACCCAAAUAUUUACCAUCGAUUAAUGCCACAAUGAAUACAUAAACCAAGCUCUGAGUAAAUUAUGAAGUACGAUCAAACAAAACGUAAAACAAAAGGCAUCGGAAAAGUUAAACUUCUUGAAGAGCGAAAGAAUUACAAAAACAAAAGAAAAGGAGAUGGUCAACAGGUGCCUGAGACUGAGGAUGGUAACCAAGGAAGUGACGUUGAAUGCUUCGAUGACGACGAGGAGGCAAAGGAGACAUCUCAACAAAAAGAGGGGUACCUGCAUGACAACGUGGCUACUUUAGCUUUGCAAAAUGUAAAUUUUCCUCGCGGAAUUCUGUGCAGUGGAUGUUCCAAAAUCGGCGUUUAUGACAAAGAUUUAAAUGAUGUACAACGCAAUGCUGAGCAACUGAAGGACAGAGAAAGUGAUAGUCGGGAAAAAUGUUCUAUUUGUCAAACUCUGGGGACAAAGGUCAAUCACCAAGACAACAUCCGAUCGUCUGUACUUUACUCUCACGAGUUUUAUGACAAGUUUUCUCGAGACAAACGUCCUGCAUGUUUGACCGAUUCUGGUGAAUCUAUGACAAGGGAAAAUUCGACAUUAAAAAUUGAAAGUGCAAGACUGCAAAUAGGAGAUAGAAAAAAUGACCGUCUGCAAAGGGAAAAAUCAAUAGAUCAUACAGAGCAAUGUAGAUCUAGUAGAAAAAUGUCCGUAAAUAGUGUUAAGGCCUCAGGACAGCAACAGCAAAAGAUGGAACAAGGUGGACAGGAAACCACCAAACUGUCGUCUGCAAAUCCAGGAGGGAACGCAUCAAGUAGUGUAAAAGAUUAUAGUGUUCUUAAAGUGAAACAAACUUCAAAGGAAAACAAAACUGUUGAUAGAUCUCAAAAAUUUGAAGAGUGCAAUAAAAAGACAACGAAAAACGAACAAAUACCUGAAAAUGUACCAAGUAACGGUAACAUGCUUCCAGAUCUUGUAAAUAAAAUUACAUUGGUAGAUUCAGAGAAAUGUGAAUACAGUGAAAAAAGUGCCGUUCACACGAAAAGGAAAUGUCCAGAGGAAAGAUCGGUUAAAUGUGAAUCGCCAGUUCCAACAUUCCAACAACCAAAGAAGAUACCGAAAACUUCCGACAGUCGGCGAUCUUUUAUUUUGGCAGCCACAAGAAGACAUGCGGAGGGAUUUUCUAGUUUAUACAUGAAACGCGCAAUGAAAGGAAGUACUGUUCGCAAAGAUGCCUGGAAAAAUAAUGGGGACAUUGAACAUCAUCAUCAUCACGAAGAGAAGUACACUGUUGAAAGCCUCGGUCUGACUUUUGGAAUUCCGGAAUUCAACCUUCGCUUGGCGGGACGAACCGUGAAGAAAACUUCCGGAUCACCAAGAAGACCGGAAAGCCACAGAUCAAGUGCGAGUUCGACUUCCCAAACUUUCUUACCACCUAUUGGAGAAACACAGAGACAUUCUUUUUCUCUUAAAGGAUUUGGAUAAAUCCAGGCAAUCUACUUUAGUCAUGUUCGUUGUCAGAAUAA